AUGUAUCUCACUGUCGCCGCCCUCUCGGCCUUGUUCGCCGCCGUCAAGGCGCAGCAAGUCUGCACAAACACCGCCGAGACCCAUCCCAAGUUGACUUGGUCUAAGUGCACCAGCAGCGGCUGCAACAGUGUUUCUGGCUCCGUUGUCGUCGACGCCAACUGGCGAUGGACCCAUCUGACUACAUCUACAACCAACUGCUACACCGGAAACGAGUGGGAUAAGUCCAUCUGCACGAGCAACGAGGUCUGCGCCGACAAGUGCUGUCUGGAUGGCGCCGAUUACUCGGGCACCUACGGUGUGACUACCAGCGGCAACCAGCUCAACCUCAAGUUCGUCACCAAGGGCCCCUACAGCACGAACAUCGGUAGCCGUCUCUACCUCAUGGAGGACGACAACACCUACGAGAUGUUCACCCUGCUCGGCAACGAGUUUACCUUUGACGUCGAUGUUUCGGGCAUCAGCUGUGGCCUGAACGGCGCGCUGUACUUUGUCUCCAUGGACGAGGAUGGCGGCAAAGCCAAGUACAGCGGAAACAAGGCUGGAGCCAAGUACGGCACUGGUUACUGUGACAGCCAGUGCCCUCGUGAUGUCAAGUUCAUCAACGGAGUGGCCAACGUGAAAGACUGGGUGCCUUCUACCGACGACAUCAACGCCGGUAUUGGAGGCUUGGGCACUUGCUGUCCGGAGAUGGAUAUCUGGGAGGCCAACGACAUCUCGACCGCCUACACUCCUCACCCCUGUGACGGCCUCACCCAGGUUUCCUGCCAGGGCGACGCCUGUGGCGGCACCUACUCGGCCGACCGCUACGCCGGCACCUGUGAUCCCGAUGGUUGCGACUUCAACGCCUACCGCCAGGGCAACAAGACCUUCUACGGCCCCGGCUCCGGCUUCAACGUCGACACCACCAAGAAGGUCACCGUCGUCACCCAGUUCCUUACUGGCACCAACGGCAAGCUGUCCGAGAUCAAGCGCCUCUACGUCCAGAACGGAAAGGUCAUUGCCAACGCCGCCUCGACCAUCUCUGGCGUCUCCGGAAGCUCCAUCACCGCCGACUACUGCACUAAGCAGAAGAGCGUCUUUGGCGAUGAGGACUCCUGGGGUGACCACGGUGGCCUUUCUCGCAUGAGCGAUGCCCUCGCUGCGCCCAUGGUUCUGGUCAUGAGCUUGUGGCACGACCACUACUCGCACAUGCUCUGGCUCGACUCGACCUACCCUGCCGGCUCUUCCAAGCUUGGCGCCGCCCGCGGCUCUUGUGCGACCACUUCCGGCGUCCCCUCUGACCUCGAGAAGAAUGUUCCCAACUCCUCCGUUUCCUUCUCCAACAUCAAGUUCGGCCCCAUCGGCUCGACCUACAGCUCGACCGGCUCCACCGAUCCCACCAAUCCCACCACUACCACUACCACCACUACCACCAACCCCACCGAUACACCCGUUGCCCACUGGGGCCAGUGCGGCGGCCAGAACUGGACCGGCAGCAAGACUUGCGUGUCUCCUUACACUUGCACCAAGGUCAACGACUACUACUCCCAGUGCCUGUGA
Molecule: messenger RNA, 1539 nt
Organism: Ilyonectria robusta
Lineage: Eukaryota; Fungi; Ascomycota; Sordariomycetes; Hypocreales; Nectriaceae
Product: putative exoglucanase type C
Exons: 3
Coding region: 1-1539 (512 amino acids)
Biological process (GO): carbohydrate metabolic process
Cellular component (GO): extracellular region
Molecular function (GO): hydrolase activity, hydrolyzing O-glycosyl compounds; cellulose binding
Source: RefSeq, a predicted model, not a curated record